Aspergillus pseudotamarii is the source of this 2530-nucleotide messenger RNA. Its product is annotated as ferric reductase family protein. The transcript has 7 exons. Gene Ontology annotation, molecular function: ferric-chelate reductase activity. Gene Ontology annotation, biological process: iron ion transport; intracellular iron ion homeostasis; copper ion import. Gene Ontology annotation, cellular component: plasma membrane. NCBI's taxonomy places the organism in Eukaryota, Fungi, Ascomycota, Eurotiomycetes, Eurotiales, Aspergillaceae. The record is from RefSeq and is a predicted model, not a curated record. The coding region runs from base 101 to 2425 and encodes 774 amino acids.
GCUUGGCCACGCUAGGAGGAUCAGUCAUAUGCCCCGCUACUUUUAACUUCUCUUCCUCCGAUCCUCCUUCUCUUGCGCCUUUCCUACAUCUAACGUAGCCAUGUUACUCCAGGCCUGGCUGUUGUUGGUGCUAUACGCGUCGUUCACCUACAGCAAGGUGAUUCCUGUGAGCCCUGUCAACGAACGCUGUGUGACGGCAGUGUACACAGCGUGUGGGUAUUUUCCAUUUGCCACACCCCCCGAAGUCGCGCGAGGAUUCUGGGGAUCGCGGUGUCAAAAUCCAUGGACGGUUACCUCCAUUUACGCUGCUGCUGAUGUAUACUGCGAUUCAUCUGAGCGAACGGCAGGUUUCGCCCAGCUCCAAUCCUCUUGUCUACAGUUUGGCCAUGUUGAUUUAAUACCACGAGACGCACUGGCCGCCAAUUUGACCAAGGAUGCUAUCAAUCGAAUGAGAAUAGUUGACUAUGAGGAAAUUCCUCGGUCGGAGCCAGUUAACUACCCGGUUCUUCUCUCGGCAUCGUUUUAUCAGCGUACAUUCCGAACAAUCGAUACUUGGGAAUUUGAAGUCUGGACCCAUUCUGCCUAUGGCCUUGCCGGAUAUAUCUUCUGGGCAGUCAUUCUCUCAGUUGGAGUCCUCCACCGAUUAGUUCAACAUAUACUACUGUCGAAGCGUAUUCGCGCAAAUGCCACUCGAACCCCACUCUCGCGUGUUCUAUGUACACCCUUUGCCACUAUAUACCACUGGCUACAAACCUAUAUCAUUACUGCCAGUCCAGUACCAUCAGGCGGUCGAUAUCUACUUUGGUGGACAUUUCCCACUCGUGUCGAAGCAAUAAUUGUUGUUCUUUUUUGGAUACUCAGCUCGGUCCUGUCCUCUGUGAGCUACCGUCUCUUUCCCGACAAUAUAUAUUGGCCCCGAAUCUCUGCCCAGCUUUUGCGCUACAUCGCCGAUCGCACCGGCAUUCUUUCAUUCGCCAAUAUUCCUCUCAUCUGGCUUUUCGCAGGUCGUAAUAAUGUCUUCAUCUGGGCGACAGGCUGGAGCUUCGCCACUUUCAACCUGUUUCACCGCCAUAUUGCCUGGAUCGCAACCAUCCAGGCGGUGGUUCACACGUUGCUCUAUUUGGUUUUAAUUAUUCAGAACGGUAAUGCGUGGAAGAAGUUUCACAAGCCGUACCUUAUCUGGGGAACAAUGGGCAUGGUUGUAAUGAUUUUACUGUCACCCUUCGCCAUUGAAUGGUUCCGCCGAAGGACAUACGAAACGUUCCUCAUUUUACACAUUCUUUUCUCGGUCGCAACGUUGGUCGGUUGCUUCUACCAUACUAUCAUCUUUGAAGACCAUGAGUAUUGGAUAUGGUUAUGGCCUGCUGUCGGCCUCUGGGCAGCGGACAGACUGCUACGCGUAAUCCGACUAGUCUACUAUAACCUCCAUGUUCGCACCAAUGUUGGAAAAAGCAUCCAAUACACGCGCAGCUCAGCCACCUAUGACGAGGCCUCCGAUGUCAUUCGACUAGAAGUUAUCCCCGGUUCCAGUCGACUCCAGCCCACGCCCGGGCAAUACUAUUAUCUGUACCAGCCAUUCCGGCUUACAGGUUGGGAAAACCAUCCGUUUACUCUAGGGUCAUGGUCGUACGAGACAGGGCUUCCUACGUCCGAAACACAACUGUCUUCACUUGCGAAGGACGACAACACCGUAGAUGUGACGAAGGUCCCCCUACUCUCCGAUAGCUCGUCCGGCUCACGAACUCCCCCAGAAGAUGUACCUUCAGUCAAUGAGCCCCAGAGGUUGCGACUAGUCUUCUGGAUCAGACCCUUUGACGGCUGGACGCGCCAUCUCCGCCAACAAUGCGUACAAUCUCACGGUCGGACUUUGGAUACAACGAUCCUUUUAGAAGGCCCCUAUGGCGAGCAGUUCCCCCUAUGGAAGUACGAAUCAAUCCUAUUGAUCGCAGGCGGAACAGGAAUCGCCGCAGCGGUACCGUAUAUCCAAGACCAUCUCGCCAGGUGUAGCAGCACAGAUGAAGCGGAGAAUCCGACGCGCGUCCAAAAUAUUCACCUGGUCUGGACGAGUCGCCAGGAGGCGUUCAUACGAGAAGUUGCCGCUCGAGAGCUGAGUUCAGCCCUUGCUCAAGAUGAUUUCCGGGCGUCGUUUUACGUGACCUCAGCCACUGCGGUGGAGGACUCGGACGAAUGCUCAACACUACGCGAAGAGCUCUCGGGGAAGGCUAUCGAGGUUGGUCAUGGGCGACCCGAUCUGCAGGCCCUUGUUCUGAACCACGCUCAUGAAGCGCAGCUCAGUGAUUGCUCGGCUGCUGUGUUGAUGUGCGGUCCACCUGCAAUGGCUGAUGAAGUUAGAACUGCGGUGUACCGAACCAUGCGACAAGGUUAUCAAGGGGUCCGGUACAUUGAGGAGUCUUUCAGCUGGUGACGUAUUAUCUGUUUUAAAACGCACUUCGGGUCGAUGUGGCAUAUGUCAUACAUAUUUCAUUGUUCAUUUUGUUCUUUUACUGGCGUUGUGGUUGAGAUAUUGCAG